GAAGGCUGACUCGUUCUGGCCAGUUGAAAGCGUGCGGGGGAGGCGGCUUCUUCCGGCCGACUGCGGGGUAGCUGCGUACGUUGAAGGACACAAGCGGCGGAAUUGGUGCCUUCUGCAAGAUUGAAAUCAUGGCAGGUCCAGAAACUGAUGCUCAAUUCCAUUUCACUGGUAUCAAAAAAUAUUUCAACUCUUAUACUCUCACAGGUAGAAGGAAUUGUGUACUGGCCACAUAUGGAGGCAUUGCUUUGAUCAUCUUAUACUUCAAGUUAAGGUCUAAAAAAACACCAGCUGUGAAAGCAACAUAAACGAUUUUUAACCUGUACCUCACCUGUUAUAUUCCCAUGCCUGGAGAAGCUAAUGUCAACUCAUCAUGUGAUACUCAAUUUGUACAAUAAAUUAUGAACCUGGAAAA
Messenger RNA from Callorhinus ursinus (northern fur seal), 412 nucleotides. It is a transcript of the gene ATP5MK, whose product is annotated as ATP synthase membrane subunit k. NCBI's taxonomy places the organism in Eukaryota, Metazoa, Chordata, Mammalia, Carnivora, Otariidae. The record is from RefSeq and is a predicted model, not a curated record. Gene Ontology annotation, cellular component: proton-transporting ATP synthase complex.